Molecule: messenger RNA, 1222 nt
Organism: Neogale vison (American mink)
Lineage: Eukaryota; Metazoa; Chordata; Mammalia; Carnivora; Mustelidae
Gene: LTA
Product: lymphotoxin alpha
Exons: 4
Coding region: 43-657 (204 amino acids)
Biological process (GO): immune response
Cellular component (GO): membrane
Molecular function (GO): tumor necrosis factor receptor binding
Source: RefSeq, a predicted model, not a curated record
CAAGCGUCCAGGCCCAGGGGCCCCGCAUAGCAGGUUCUCCCCAUGACACCACCUGGACGACUCUACCUCCUGCGGGUGUGCAGCGCCCCCCUCCUCCUCCUUCUGGGGCUGCUGCUGGCCCUGCCGCCUGAGGCCCAGGGGCUUCCUGGGGCCAGCAUCUCAUCCUCAGCUGCCCGGACUGCCUACCACAACCCUCAGAAGCACUUGGCGCCAAGCACCCUCAAACCUGCUGCUCAUCUUAUUGGAGACCCCAGCACCCAGAACUCACUGCGCUGGAGAGCCAACACGGAUCGUGCCUUCCUCCGCCAUGGCUUCUCUUUGAGCAACAAUUCCCUCCUGGUCCCCACCAGUGGCCUCUACUUUGUCUACUCCCAGGUGGUCUUCUCUGGGGAAGGCUGCUUCCCCAAGGCCACCCCCACUCCUCUUUACCUGGCCCAUGAGGUCCAGCUCUUCUCCUCCCAGUACCCUUUCCAUGUGCCUCUCCUCAGCGCUCAGAAGUCCGUGUGCCCAGGGCCACAGGGACCUUGGGUGCGCUCUGUGUACCAGGGAGCUGUGUUCCUGCUCACCCAGGGAGAUCAGCUCUCCACUCACACAGAUGGCGUCUCCCACCUACUCCUCAGCCCUAGUAGUGUCUUCUUUGGGGCCUUUGCUCUGUAGAAAAAUCCAGAAAGAAAAAUAAUUGGUUUCAAGACCUUCUCCCCAUUUUACCUCCAUUCCAACUACUUCAAGGGUCACCAUGCCUCUCUUUUGACCCUUCCAAUAGCCUCAAGUCUCCCCUGCUCAUGUUACCUAGAGCUUCCAAAGAAGGAAUUCUAGGCACCCUAGGGAUCAUACCUCCCUUCUGCAAACCCCAGCGCUAGGCUGAGGAUUUCAAGUCUGCCUAGAAAUUCCUGCCCAGGGCUCUUCAUCUGUCCUGCCAGUCGAAGGAAGACCUAGCCCUGGACAUGGAGGGGGCAGACACCGGGAGAAGCCGGGAGGAUGACAGGAGGCAGGGGAGGAGAGAUUAUUUAUGAAGGGAAAAAAUUAAAUUAUUUAUUUAUGGAGGAUAGAGGGGAGGGAAUAAUAGUGGGCCACCAGAAGAGAGAGAGAGAAAUAGCUCGAGAGAUGAAGAGCGAGAGAACAUCGGCGUAAGGAUAAUCCAGUGAAAGAGAAGACAAGCGGGCCUGAGAUACCAGGGAGCUCUAGAGGGAAGCAAAAGACUCUUCAGAUAGUCACUGAUUGA